Molecule: messenger RNA, 3337 nt
Organism: Trichosurus vulpecula (common brushtail)
Lineage: Eukaryota; Metazoa; Chordata; Mammalia; Diprotodontia; Phalangeridae
Product: H-2 class II histocompatibility antigen, A-R alpha chain-like
Exons: 5
Coding region: 57-827 (256 amino acids)
Biological process (GO): antigen processing and presentation of exogenous peptide antigen via MHC class II; peptide antigen assembly with MHC class II protein complex; immunoglobulin production involved in immunoglobulin-mediated immune response
Cellular component (GO): MHC class II protein complex; membrane
Molecular function (GO): MHC class II protein complex binding
Source: RefSeq, a predicted model, not a curated record
CCCUGCCUUAUACCCCAUUACUUGGAGGUAUUGGCAACAGACAAGUCCCUGCCGGAAUGACUGCCAACAGAGUCCUGAUCCUAGGGACCCUCUCACUGGCUGUGCUGCUGAGUCCCCAAGGAGCUUCUGAGUCCAUUGAAGCUGACCAUGUGGGAACCUAUGGCACAACUAUGUACCAGUCCUAUGGACCCUCAGGCCAGUACACACAAGAAUUUGAUGAAGAUGAGAUCUUUUAUGUGGACCUGCAGAAGAAGGAGACUGUGUGGCGGCUCCCAGAGUUCAGCCAUUUUACUAGCUUUGACUCCCAGGGAGGGCUGACAAACAUAGCCACAGCCAAACACAACCUGGAUGUCAUGAUCAAAGACUCCAACGGAAGCAGGGCCAUCAGUGUGCCCCCUGAGGUGACCGUGUUCUCAGAGAGUCCUGUGGAGAUGGGCGAGCCGAACGUACUCAUCUGCUUGGUGGACAACAUCUUCCCCCCAGUCGUCAACAUCAAGUGGCUUCGUAAUGGGCAGUUGGUCACUGAAGGUGUGUCUGAGACAGACUUCUACCCCCGACCUGACCACAGAUUCCGCAAGUUCUACUACCUCACUUUUCUCCCCAACACAGAAGACUUUUAUGACUGCAAAGUGGAGCACUGGGGCCUGGAGCAGCCAGUCCUCAAGCACUGGGAACCGCAGGUUCCAUCCCCACUGCCAGAGACAGCAGAAACUGUGGUCUGUGCCCUUGGUCUGGCUGUGGGCCUGGUGGGCAUCAUUGUGGGUACCGUCCUCAUAAUCAGAGGCAUGCGUUCCAGCAGUAGGAUCCAACAUCAAGGGCCUCUGUGAAUCAACUGAUAGAAAGGGAGUGAGGAACUAGGGAGACCUAGAGGUUAACAGCUUUCUCAAUGAGGAGGAACACAAGGAAGAGGCCAGCUCCCUGUCCCUGACCUUGGUCUGGCGGAAGAUGCUGCCUUCUGUCACCUCUUUGAGCAUCUCAUCUAUCUGUUCAUCCCUCCAUUUAACUGCCUGGACUUCUGAUUGAUUCCACCUAUACCUUCUUUUUGCUGACUUCCCCUUAAUCUCAUCAUUUUAUAUAGCAGACAUCUGGUCUGAUCUCUAAUUUUCCUGUAGGCUCUCCAGGGUGACUCACAUCCAGGGCCCCUAAUAUCCUCCUCAGGUGAAUAAAUUUAGUCACCUCACUGACUCCCCUGGGUUCAACUAUCACGUCUAUGCAGAUGGUGCCCAGAUACAGAUAUCUUUCCCUAGUCUCUUGUCUCGGCUGUAUUUUCCCACGCCAUCAACUGCCCACUGAACAUUCCUAUUGGAUAUCCCAUAAUAGUUUCACCCUCAAUGUGUCCAAAAACUGAGCACAUUAUCUUUUCCUCAGUCACCUCCUUCUUUUCCUAACUGCUCUAUUUUUGUUAAGGGCACUAGCAUCUUUCCAGAUUCAUAAUCCCGAUCAUCUACUCUUUGGUUUCCCUCACUCCUCACAUUCAAUCAGUUGCCAAGUCUUGUUGAUUCUAUCUCCACAAUAACUGUUGUUUCAGUCCCCUUCUCCCCACUCACGUGGCUAUCACCCUGGUUUAGGCCUUUAUCAUCUCUAACCUGGAUGAUUGUAAUAGACUACAUAAAUCACUUCACCCUCUUUAAUCCAUCUUACACACACCUGUCAAACUUUCCUAAAGCACAGGUAUGACCAUAUCCUUGACCUCUUCAAGAAACCCUAGUAACUGCCUCCUCUAACAUAAAAUACAAACUCCUGUGGCUUUAAAAGCCCUUCACAUUUAGCCAAAGAGGUUUUUUUGCUGUUCUUCAUACAUGACAUUUAAUCUCUGAUCAGCUUUUCACAUCCAGUCUCCACGUCUCCAUUUGCAUAGGCAGUCCCCUGUGCCUAAAAUGCCUUCCUCCCUCACCUUUGUCUCAUAGAAUCCUACCUUCCUUCAUAGUUAAGUUCGUGUCCCCUCCUAAGAAAGCCUACCCUGAUACUAGCAGUUGCUGGUACCCUCCCUCCUAGAAAUUACUUUGGGUACCUUUUUGUAUUUUAUUCCCUAUGUAUAUGGUUUUCCCCAUUCCUGACCCCAUCAACCCCAAUACAAUAAGAUAUUUUAGGACAGAGUCUGUUUUGAGGUUUUUGUUUUUGUUAACUUUGUAUCCCCAGAGCCUAGCACAGUGCUUGACAUAUAAAUAAUUCUUAUAAAAUUGAGUAACUUCCUUAUUUGAUGCAGUUGCAUACAUGUAGGCUUCUGGGUCCUUUUUGGUAUGGUUGAAUGAGGUCAUUGAUUGUUUUACAGGGGCUUAGAGAAGUCUUUAAAUCUUAAAGAGUUACAAAAGUGAUUUACUGGGAGCUAGGAGAUAAGGUUUGGUAUCUAGUCUAACCUUUCCCUUGGGUGAGUCUUACCUCAGGGGGCUAUAGCAGAAUCCAUGCUCUCACAGCUUUGCUGGAACCAGUGACAUUACAGGGACCUGGGAGAAGACCACCUGCUGAUCAUCGAUGGAUUGAUAUGGCAUCUAGAAUUCUGGCAGAGAGGAAGUUGGAGAAAGGAAGGAAAGAAGAAUUUGGAUCAGAUGUGAUCAGAACUAAUAAACAUAUCUUAUCUUCCCAAUUCAAUGCAAUUUAAGCAUUUUGAAUUUGUACACAAUAAUCUCAAUAAAUUUAUGCUUAAGUUUCCAUGCAUCCGUAUUUGCCAUCAUAUCAAGUCUAAUCUGGAUGCGGUGCCUGCUCUCCUACGUCAUAAUCUUACUUCACCCUACCUAAAUCAUGGCUCCCUGAUGUACAUCUCUGUUUUAGUCAGGCUCCUCUCAAUCUCACCCAUGCCCAACUCCUUGGGCUAACUCUUGAUUGUGUAGUCCCCUUGCCUGGAGUUUCCCCUUGCUAUCUCAUUCCACUUAUCCUACCCAUCCCUCUGGGCCCAGGUACAAUUCCACUUCCUUCAUGAAGCCCUUCCUGACUGCUAGCCCCAACUAAACUUUGGAAUCCCUCAGUUUUUAAAAAAACAUAUGACAUCAUUUGACAUUUAAUUAUAUUUUGUAUUGUAUUAUUUGUUGUUCAAUCUUGGUCUUCCUAAGAGUGUAAGCCCUUUGCAGGUGAACUCAUGCUUCAGAUUUCCAUUUUCCCCAUUGUUCCUGGAAUAGAAUGGAACAUUAAUGAGGAUACUUAGACACCUAGUUGUUAUAUCGACCUGUGUACCUGCCCAAGAGUAUCCAUUGUAAACCAACAAAUAUAAAUAGAAUUUAUACCUAAAACUAGCAGGGGGAAACCUGGAUUCUGUAUACUCUGUAAUUGUUAGGCUGGAUACACUGUGUGCUUUAUAUCCUUACCACUUGCAAUAAAAUUCUUUUAAAAUUCUACUCUAUAA